GGGAAGAAUCGAAAUUCGAUUGUGAAAGCUCAUCAAGCUCUAGUGAAUCCGAAGAUUCACCUAUUUCAAAAUCAAACAUUCAAAAUUGUAAGGAAGUUUUUGAUAUUGUAUAUUAUAAGAUCUCAAUUUACUUUUAAUUGUUUGCGUUUUAAAUUAAUUGCAGUUACUGACAUAACUGACUUUAUCGAAAGUAUGGAGAAAAGAUUAAUGGGAUACAUAGAUGGAAAAUUUUUAAAUCUGUUACGUCGAAUCCAGUAUGAUAUUAGUCAACGAACCCAAGUAAUUUUGAAAAUGGUGAAUCAGGUUGGAGUUGGAUCCCAAAUUAAAUCUUUUUUAGAAAACCCUUCAAUGGAUGAGCUUCCAAUUGAAUCAUUGGAAGAUUUUCUAAAGUUUGACGAAAAAUUAAAGAAUAGCACAGAUUUGCAAGAUAGUUUGAAAACUCAAAUUUUGCGAGAGAUAGCUGGUGCAACAAAUUUACGCGAUGCUGUAAAAUCCAUCAUGCCCAAAAUUAUAAAAAAAGAUGUGCAGCAAAAGUAUUCCGGAAAAGGAAAAACGAUAAAGGGGAAGGGGAAAUUGAAUUUUUCCAAAACAAAUACGUUUUCCUGUAUUAAAGGUAAUUUCGAAAUUUUUUCCCUGUUAAACUAAAAUUUUGUCAAUUGUUUUUACAAAAUAUAGAAAAUUAAAUUAGUUUUGAAUCCUUAUUAAUUAAAGUUACUCUCCAAAUUAAAGUCACUGUAGUUUAUUUUUUAUAAUUGACACUUAUUACAUUUUACAGCUGCAACGCUUUUUAAACUCGAGGAAACGAAGGAGAACGAUUUGAGCAGUGCCAUAGGAAUAUGGUUGUCCCAAGCUGGAGACAGGGAAGGAGGAAGAAAAGAGAGAGCGUCAACAAGUAAAGAAUUGCCGACAGAGAAUACAAAUAUCGAAGAAAAUCAAACUGAAGAUGGAGAAAUUACAGUUGAGAUGAAUGUAGAUGAAAAUGUCUGAUUACUUUAAUUCAUUUAAAUUCA
This is a messenger RNA of Leptopilina heterotoma, 1010 nucleotides long. RefSeq lists its product as uncharacterized. The coding region runs from base 193 to 645 and encodes 150 amino acids. The record is from RefSeq and is a predicted model, not a curated record. NCBI's taxonomy places the organism in Eukaryota, Metazoa, Arthropoda, Insecta, Hymenoptera, Figitidae. The transcript is spliced from 2 exons.